Molecule: messenger RNA, 2378 nt
Organism: Verruconis gallopava
Lineage: Eukaryota; Fungi; Ascomycota; Dothideomycetes; Venturiales; Sympoventuriaceae
Exons: 1
Coding region: 473-991 (172 amino acids)
Source: RefSeq, a predicted model, not a curated record
CUCUCCAGACAUCCACGUCCAGUCUGCCCGUUCUGCAUUCCAAGACGCUGCACCCCAGCCAGGCACUGGCCGCGCAACUCGACGCCGGACAUAUAUGCCGCUGCAGAUACGCGUGGGGAACGUCAGGGCACUGAGAUGCCUAUUCGAUCGAUCGCCAGUCGCAUCGCUGCUCCGUGAGGCCGUUCUGCAGCCCAGUCGCACUCCGCAUUUUCCACGACGUUGUCCACAUCCCACACGCCAGCAUCCCAAGCUCCGCAUACGCGUGAUCUGGCCUGCACGCUAGCCGGCUUGUGGGCGUGGAUUGGAAUCUCAGUACGCGAUUUGAGGGGUCAAGCUGUGGAACGUCGUCCUUUGACUCGCUGAAGAAACGUGAUAAGCCACCUGCAAGAUUACCAAAGCAGCAAUUCUGCUCAGGUCACACUGCUCAUCAUCGUUGUCGCUGCGAACGCCUCAGCAGAGCCGUACGAACUGUAUGUCAGCUGAUCCCCCACUCCUGCUCCUUAAUUCGACACUGUUGAGCCUCGACCGUCGGCAUUGUCGAGUCUCCAUCAUGGCCUCAGACGGGAAUACGACAAAGACCCCACGGAAUAUCAUCACCUACCAUUGCAUAUGCACUCACCUUCUGCUUGCGAGCACGCAACCCCUCGCCACUCUCCCAACGCGUUCCUCCCUCGACAAGUCCUCGAUUCUGCGGCUACCACCGGCAUCCCACGCUGAGGAACUGAGCGAAUAUGCCGUGCUGCUCGGAACAACGCUGGAUCGAGCUCCUGUCAUCAUACGUGGCGACCAGGGCUUCGAAAAGCGUUAUCUCCAAAAGUGUGGGCGAUGCAAUUUGACCGUGGGGUAUCAGCUCGACAAGGCUCAGUAUGAGGGUAUGGAUGAGAAGGGGCGGAGAGAUGACGUGGUUUAUCUUUUACCUGGAGGCUUGUUGACGACUGAAGAAAUGAGUUCUGGGAAGGACGUGGGGCCGUCUCUAGCAAUCGAUGGAUGAGGUGCCCACCCAAGCAUAAGAAUUGAUCAAAAGCAGAAGGAAUCAUCCGGAAACUCACAUUCUGUUGGGGCUAUUGGCUGAUGGAGCUCUUUCCGGUAACCUCCCUUUAAUCACGCCGGACCGCGUGAUGCCUCGAGCUUGCAAAGCUCUGUCGUUGUGCCCUGGAGAUUGAAGAGCACUCUAUGUGCAUCACCGAUACUGUGCUCCAGAGGCCUCUUGAGACUCGAGCAGCUUGAUUGAAAUAGCUCCGGGUUCGAUGCUUUUACAUCGUCAGUAAUUGGGAACUCUCACUUAUUUUGGCCACGCCCAGCCACGCAAUAGCGUUAGGAUAUCGAAGAGGAAUGUCCUUGGAAGAUGUAUUCAAAGAAUAGAUCCGAGAUCGCAAGUUAUAUACACAUAAGGCCGAUGAAUCGCCGGCAGGGUGUUUAAUCCGUUGGUUCGAGACUUUUGAUCUUGAGGUUUCUGGGCUUCCUUGGGCAAUGCGUUACUGUAGGCCGCAGAUUACUUGACAAAUCAUAAAGCCUCGCUACAGAUUGUUCCCUUUCUUCAACGUCGAGUUCAGCACGUCAUAUGGUUGAUCUUUUGGUUAUAUGCAUGACCAUUUUACUGGAACAUAUGUCGUUACUUGCUUAAUCUCGCAAUGCUCUUUUUUGCACUGCAUAAUCGGCUAACUGUUUAUCUCCACAAUAGCCUCUGAUUUUCCAGUAUCUGGCUGAGCAAAUAGCAUUGUUUUCCCGUUAUCAAGAUAUCCGUCGAUGCACAAAUCCGUGUUCACGAAUAUCUUUGGUAUCGAGAGCCCAGUUUUAUAUUGUUCGUUGAUGUGGCAACCACACGAAACGCUUCAUGCCCGUUUGCCACAAAGACUGGGAUCAAGGGACACCUACAAGAACGCAUGAUAAAGAGCGGGGUUGGCUCAGAUUGAGGAACGGUAUAUCGAUAAGCGCGAACAAGAGCAAAGCACUUGUUGUGGACGUUGUAGGAAGAUUCCUUGCGUUGAAACUGGACAGAGCAAGUACAACUCAUUGCUCUUACCAUUUUCGGGUGCUCGACGAAGUUUAAAAUGAAGACGUCGCGACGGAUCAUCUCAUAAAUUUGCAAGCCUUUCGAGCUUCUGGUGCCGAAUUCUUUUCCAAAGGACGCCCACCGUCUUCAGAGUCGAUUGCAGCCUAAUUUAAGCCCAGGUAGCUGCAAAGAAGAAUAUGGCGAAGAGCCCAGGUGCCGUCUCAAGUCCAGACUUGAGCAGGUUGCGGUACCGAUUGGAGGUUGGAGAGAGUUCAUGGCCCGAUUCAGUCUGACCUGAGCUACCAUCAAAGAGGAUUUUAAUGUUCAAGCUUGUGAUUGUGUGGGAGUGGCUGAGCAUCCCAUAUCAUCUUGGUGAAGGGCAACG